Molecule: messenger RNA, 3147 nt
Organism: Oncorhynchus masou masou (cherry salmon)
Lineage: Eukaryota; Metazoa; Chordata; Actinopteri; Salmoniformes; Salmonidae
Product: calcium/calmodulin-dependent protein kinase type IV-like
Exons: 11
Coding region: 16-1458 (480 amino acids)
Biological process (GO): protein phosphorylation
Molecular function (GO): calcium/calmodulin-dependent protein kinase activity; ATP binding; calmodulin binding
Source: RefSeq, a predicted model, not a curated record
UUGGCCAACAUCAACAUGCCCACCUCACGCUCGGGCGCCAGCCCCGUGGAAUACUGGGUGGAUGGAUCGCGCAGAAAUGUCUCCAUGGAAGAGUUCUACACCAUGGGUCCCGAACUGGGAAGGGGGGCUACGUCAGUGGUGUUUCGCACUGAGGAGAAGCAGACACAGAAGCCCUAUGCUGCAAAGGUCCUGAAGAAGACUAUUGACAAGAAAAUAGUGCGGACUGAAAUUGGAGUUCUGCUGCGACUUUCCCACCCAAAUAUUAUCCGCCUGAAGGAGAUUUUUGAGACCGAGACAGACAUCGCCCUCAUCUUGGAGCUGGUGACCGGAGGGGAACUCUUUGACAGGAUUGUGGAGAGAGGGUAUUACAGCGAGAGAGAUGCUGCCCACGUCAUCAAGCAAAUUCUGGAGGCAGUGGCGUAUUUACAUGACAAUGGGGUGGUGCACCGUGACCUGAAACCAGAAAACCUUCUGUACGCUGACCUCUCUUUGGACGCCCCGCUUAAGAUUGCUGACUUCGGCCUCUCAAAGAUAAUAGAUGAGCAAGUUACCAUGAAGACGGUGUGUGGCACACCUGGAUACUGCGCUCCAGAGAUCCUCAGAGGCAAUGCCUAUGGUCCUGAAGUGGACAUGUGGUCUGUGGGAGUGAUCCUGUACAUCUUGUUGUGUGGGUUCGAACCAUUCUUCGAUCCGAGGGGAGACCAGUACAUGUACAGCCGCAUCCUCAACUGCGACUAUGAGUUUGUCUCCCCCUGGUGGGACGAGGUCUCCCUCAACGCGAAGGACUUGGUCAGUAAGCUGAUAGUGCAGGAUCCCCACAAGAGGCUGACGGUGAAGGAGGCUCUGGAGCACCCCUGGGUACUGGGCAAGGCUGCCCGUUUCUCCCACAUGGACACGACUCAGAGGAAGCUACAGGAGUUCAACGCCCGGCGCAAACUCAAGGCUAUCAUGAAGGCUGUGGUGGCCACCAGCCGUAUGCACGAGGGCUCCCGGCGGCGCACGGACAGCUGCGAUAUGCCCGGCUCUGACAAGACCACCUCCAGGCAGAGCAGCAUGCAGCAGGACCCUCCCCAGGACUCCCUGGAGGGCCAGGCCUGCCAGGGAACGGACACUUCCCAGACCCAGGAGGACGACCAGUGCCCCCCGCCCCUCCCGCCACGCUGCCCCAUACCCUCCACCACCAACCCUCCUCUACUGGCUGGGGGUCUCUUCCCCUCCCGUCCACCCACCAGGCCCCCGCUAAGGGGAGUUGAUGGGCAAAGACAGAUGUCGGUCAUCCCCAAGACCGCAGUGGUACGGCCUAGGGUGCCCCAGAAGAGCUGCUCCUCGGUGGACUCCACCACCACCAAGCGGGAGCCGUCCUCCCCGGUCUUGACCACUCCCCCGAGCCCCAAAAGCCUUGGCAACAGAUUUUCAAUGGGGGUGGAGUCUGGCAGCAAAACGGCACAGUGUCAAUGAGUGAGUGGCAGGUACCAAACAGUACGAGCUCCUCACCUACUGUUGUCCUAAAAUGGCCAACGUUAUUGUGAGAGUCAGGUGAGAUGGUAGAUGACAACAUGGAGGAGGAAGGAUGAGAGGGAGAAUGGAUGUCUAAUCUCGUCAUAUAUGUAUCUGUUUAGACCGGGGACAAACGACUACUAUACUUCCCUUGAUAUUUAUUGUUCCUCUCUGUGCGUAACGAGUUUGGAUACUCAUAACGAAUUUGCAAAUUAACUUUUACUUUUGGUCUAAACUUGGUUGCCAAGUUCCUUUAACCUCUUAAUUUUCAUUGCUUUUCAAGACAAGGCCUCUCUGAACAGGACAAGGCCUCUCUGAACAGGACAAGGCCUCUCUGAACAGGACAAGGCCUCUCUGAACAGGACAAAGCCUCUCUGAACUAUUUGACUUCUAAGGCCACAUACUUUGUAUUCUCUGCACCUUUCUACAAUUCACUGUUGGAAUCUACAGUCUUUAUAUGCAAAUCUGUGAAUGCAUACACAUAAUCCUCUCAUUCAGGUAGUAAAUAUAUUGUAUUUGUGAGCUUAUGAAUGUAGUCAAGGUGUAUUGUAAUGUUUAUUUUGCAAUAAUGGUAUUGAUCUAAUAUUUGCACUGUAUAAAUUGAUUAAUCUACAUAGAUCACAACAAAAGCAUUCACACUGCUAAUCGUUUACUAUUCAAGUCAAACUGCACUUUUAUUCCUCUGGAAAUGUACAUGACUGACCAGAAUAGCUUGUUUGUGGCUCAAACCAAUUUUCCCUUCAUUCAUUGGUUGUAAAAAAUUAUUGGGUAGUUACCCAUCUGCUGAAGGAACGCACAUCAUAUUCACCUCAUCUCUACGACCUCACUGGGGCUACCACUCUACCUCUGUGUGCAGGGGCUUCCAACCCAGUAAUGGCAAAACCUGUGAAGAAACUGUUGGACGAGGUGAGGUUAUGAGGCAAAGCACAGCAUUUCUGCAACAGAAUCAUAUAGUAAGUGGCAGGUAAAUACCUGCGAGGCGACUCCUCGUUUUCAUUGGCUAAGGGCUUUUCUCAAUGGAACUCAAAUAACUGAUCAAAUGAGUGUCAUUAAAAUAGUCAAUUUCCAUUUCAAGGGUCAAUCUUCACCUGCUAUCUUGUAUUCUCACUCUAACAUUGCCAAAUAGUAAGCCUGCAUUAUACUGCUGACAUGUCCAUACAUGUAUAAACCAUUAAUUUACACCAAUGAAAUGUAUAAAGUAUGGCUAUUUUACUUAGAAUUAUUGCUUACAAAUGCUUUAUUUGGGGGUUGGGAGGGGGUGUAGUUAACAGUGUUGGUUUUGUAAUUCAUUUCUGUGUUUCCCGUUUUUCCAUUCAUUCUAAUAAUUGUAGCCUACCUUUUGAAGGUGAAAUAUUUUAGACAACAUGAGAUUGAUUUAACGGUCAUAAGAGGGGAAUGUAUUGAAGAUGUACAGGUCUAUACAUUUUGUAUGUUUGAUCAUAUCACAAUAAUCUAAAUCAAUUGGAUUUGAUUGUCUUGUAUUCUACAGAAAUAUUUAACACAGCAUCCAUUCAAGAUGGUAGUUGCUGUGACAUAAAAUGAAUAAAACAUUUAUUUAGAAGCCCAAUAUUAGCCUGGAAGAGUUAUCCGUUUUAUAACAAACUGCCAAUAUGAGAAUCUCUAGACGCAAAAGAAACACACACCUAUAUA